GUGUGAGAAGAAAACCUUCUCACCUCCACUUGAUAUUUCUCCUGAGUUGGAAAAGAAAUUCACCGAUUUCAUGGAGAAAACCAAGUUCAUCAACAAGACCAUGAAGAUAUUUCAAGGCAAGUUGGAGUUCAAAUUCCCUUUGAUGGACAUGACCUUGGACCCAGAGACGGCCAACGUGGAGCUUUACCUCUUAGAAGACCACAAAGGUGUGUGGUGGAGAAGUUCUAAACAAGAUCUACCUUCCAACCCCAAGAGGUUCAAGUUCCAUCCUUGCGUGUUGGGUUCCAGAGGUUUCACAUCAGGUUGGCACUGCUGGGAGGUGGAGAUCCAUGGAGAAGGCAUGUGGGCUGUUGGGGUGGCCAAGGAGUCAAUACCAAGGGAGACACCGUUUGCCUUGAAGCCCGACGUUGGGAUAUGGGCGUUGUGUCAUAGUAAAGAUGGCUACAAGGCUUUGACUUCUCCUGAUGUCACCAACUUGACCUUCCAUGAUGUCCCUCAAAGGUUAAGAGUCUGCUUGGACUAUCAAGAAGGAAGGGUGGUGUUUAUGGAUGCAACCAACAAAGGGUUGAUCUUUACUUUUCCAAGAGCUUCUUUCCAAGGUGAGAUGAUCUACCCAUG
Molecule: messenger RNA, 618 nt
Organism: Antrostomus carolinensis (chuck-will's-widow)
Lineage: Eukaryota; Metazoa; Chordata; Aves; Caprimulgiformes; Caprimulgidae
Product: tripartite motif-containing protein 15
Exons: 3
Molecular function (GO): protein binding
Source: RefSeq, a predicted model, not a curated record